Scheffersomyces stipitis CBS 6054 is the source of this 1236-nucleotide messenger RNA. RefSeq names its product Mss51p (gene MSS51). Gene Ontology annotation, cellular component: extrinsic component of mitochondrial inner membrane. The transcript has a single exon. Gene Ontology annotation, biological process: mitochondrial respiratory chain complex IV assembly. The coding region runs from base 1 to 1236 and encodes 411 amino acids. The record is from RefSeq and is a predicted model, not a curated record. NCBI's taxonomy places the organism in Eukaryota, Fungi, Ascomycota, Pichiomycetes, Serinales, Debaryomycetaceae.
AUGGGCUCAUCCUCUAGCAUCUCCAGACGAAACUUGUCUUUUUUCUGGAAGAUGUUGGCUCUCGAUAAACCCGAGUCCAAGGAGUCCGAACGUCCGCUCUACAACUGGGACGAAUCACCUUACGAAGAUAUUAGAACACGUGCAGCGUUCAUAAGAGCCAAAGCCCUCUGUCCGGUCACCAAGAAGCCAGUCAACUUCGUUUGUCCAUAUUCAGGAAUUCCUACUCACCAUUCGAGAGAAGCCUGGGAAAGCGAUACUGAAUACCACAAGAGAAAAACCUACGAGUUGUUGAAGAAGGUCAACUUGUACGAGCACGAUGUCAGAUCUGGUAGAAAAUUCGACGAAUUUGUAUUUCCCCUCGAACAAAAUAAUGAUUACAUGGUCAACUUGUCUAGUUGGGAUUCGUUCUUCUACACGAGAGAUUUCGCUCCCAUGAACACAGAAUUCAACUUGGCUGCUGCCACUAAAGUAUUGACAUAUCCCAUGACAAUUGCGGCUAUUAUUAACAAAUAUUCACCCUACGAACCACAGCCUAAGGGACCAGUAACUGUAGAAGGUCUUCGUUCCUUGGCAGCUUUGAAGUAUACUUUAUAUCCUCCAUACACUAAAUCCACUGACGCUGUCACUUUCAAAGAAAGACCCAUGAGAAUUUUCAUUCUCGGCGCUAAAAUGGAAUCCAUGUUGCCUGGUUACGUAUGGAAACAGUUUGGUUAUCUUUUCCCAGAAACCAAGUUCGAAAUCCAUUUGGUAGGCCCGGAAGCUUAUUUUGAUAAGGAGACCAGAUCGUUCGGCCCUACAAAUGAGCCUCAUGGCCGUGCCCUAGUCAAAAGAUUUGACGAGCAAAUCACUCUUCACUACCAUACGAGAUACUUCCACGAGCUCUACGACAUGGGUGACUUGUUCCCAUUCGACCCAUACUUGGAUAUUUUCUUUUUGUUCCAUCCCGGGUUCGGCACGGCUGACUCCAUUUACUGGGACAAAGCCAUGAAGGGAUUGCUAGAGUCCAAAUGUCCCAUCUACGUCAGUGGGUACCACGACAAGGACAUGAAGCGAGAAAUACAGUGGUUGGAAAAUCACCCCUUGCACGACGAAAUGGAUGUGUUGAUGACUCAAACAGACAACAAGUUUGCCUGUACCAAGAUCGACUUGGUGGACAUCAACCCCACGGAAACAUUUAACUCCAAUAGUCAAUUAUAUGCAUUCAGAGGUAAGAGAUACCACGCCAUUAAGACCUAA